Haemonchus placei is the source of this 417-nucleotide messenger RNA. NCBI's taxonomy places the organism in Eukaryota, Metazoa, Nematoda, Chromadorea, Rhabditida, Trichostrongylidae. The record is from the annotation of a GenBank genome assembly.
AUGAAAGAAAGAUUGUUCACUAUCACAGUUAAGCGAACUCACCAUUCCAAACUUUCUAUAGACAAUAUGAUGAAAGGUAACAUUUCAUUGCCCUUUUCACUUCCAAAUGCCACCGGCUUAUUUAUACUUCUGUAAAACGGCAACAGAAAGAGUAGAACGUUUUCCGGCACGACGUAGGUAGCCGGUUCCACAAAGAGGAACCAAUCAGCCUUCGUCCAGUGGUGUACGAAUGUGACGCGAAAAGCCUCCCACCAGUAUGAAAGUUCAUUUGUAUGCUUGUACAAGGAAAAUGAUUUGCAUCGUGAAGCCCAAAUCUUGCUGGCAUUAAGUGACCGAUUUCUAGUAUUGUUAUCCGUCAAGAGCACACAAUGCAGACGUAUAGUUUUAUUAAGAAUAUCCGCUACUGAAAACAGGUAG